Molecule: messenger RNA, 4121 nt
Organism: Scomber scombrus (Atlantic mackerel)
Lineage: Eukaryota; Metazoa; Chordata; Actinopteri; Scombriformes; Scombridae
Gene: setdb1b
Product: SET domain bifurcated histone lysine methyltransferase 1b
Exons: 25
Coding region: 68-3898 (1276 amino acids)
Biological process (GO): heterochromatin organization; negative regulation of gene expression
Cellular component (GO): nucleus
Molecular function (GO): zinc ion binding; histone H3K9 methyltransferase activity; protein binding
Source: RefSeq, a predicted model, not a curated record
CAAAUCAUGCACUCCUUUAUGUAGCUAGCAGGUAGCUAGCUAACGGUUUAAAUUACGAGCACACAGGAUGGAAAGCAGCGAGGGAAUGGAGGUGGAGGGUUGGGACCCCAGUCUGGAGGAAGAACUGGGCAUUUCUCUGGAUGAACUGAAGAAGUGGAUUGAAGAGGCUGUGGAGAAGAGUGAGAUUGUGCAGAAGAAAAAGGCUCAGCUGACAGAGCUGAAGAAAUGGGUGGAGCAGAAAGAGGAGGAGGAGGCAGUGACAGAGACGCUGCUAAGUGAUGCCAACCAGUCCAUAUUGGAGUGCGAGAAGCUUGUAAAGGCAACCUACCAUAAGAACGGCCUCGUCUAUCGGGAGAGCAGCUCAGAGGAUGAAGGGGGCGUCGGAGGGGUGUUGUCCUCCGAGGUCAUUGAGAUAGAUGACGAUGAUGAUGAUGAUGUUAUUGCUGUUGGCUGUUUGGUUCCUCCAAAGAAGACAGUAACUCCUGGCAAAGAUCCAGUGCUAAAAGAGACCUCCACAGCUCUACAGAAAACCUCCCAGCAGGUGCAAAAAUUGGUCCAAAUGGUUAACAAGACUUCACCAGGUGCUCCGUUGAUAAGAGCUCCAACGCAGCCUCCAGCCCAGUCAGGUAUUAACGCUUCAGUGCCAGCAGUGUUUGUAUCCCAGGUUCCAUCUCAGUCGAUGACCCAGCCGAAUCUGAAGAUAAAAGAAGAUGAGCUCAGAGUCGGAAUGAGCAUUCUGGGAAAGAAACGCACCAAGAUCUGGCACAGAGGCACCCUCGUUGCCAUCAACCCUGUUGGAAACGGUGUCUUCAAGUAUAAAGUGAAGUUUGAUAAAGGCAAGAGUCUGCUGUCUGGAAAUCACGUGGCUUUCGACUAUAACCCCACACUGGAGAGUCUGUAUGUUGGGGCCCGUGUAGUCGCCAAGUACAAGGAUGGCAACCUGGUGUGGCUCUAUGCUGGAAUAGUAGCAGAAAUGCCCAACAACAAGAACCGAAUGAGGUUUUUGAUCUUCUUUGACGAUGGUUAUGCCUCAUAUGUGACACUACCUGAGCUCUACCCUGUAUGCCGACCAUUAAAGCAUACUUGGGAGGACAUAGAGGACGCGUCGUGUCGAGACUUCAUCGAGGAGUAUAUCACUGCCUAUCCCAGUAGGCCUAUGGUGCUCCUAAAGCUUGGCCAGAUCAUUAAAACAGAGUGGGAGGGAACUUGGUGGAAGAGCAAAGUGGAAGAGGUGGAUAGCAGCUUGGUCAAGAUCCUCUUUUUGGAUGAUAAGAGGAGCGAGUGGAUCUAUAGAGGUUCCACUAGGUUGGAGCCAAUGUUCAACCUUAAGAUGACCUCCGCAAACACCCAGGAGAAGAAACUUGCCGGCCAGCAGAGGACGCGACCUAACAUGGGUGCACUGAGGAGUAAAGGCCCAGUCGUUCAGUACACCAGUGAUGGACAUGUUGGAGCCUCUCCUGUCACAUCACAACAGGCCCCUCCCAGCCAGCCUAUACAGGCACCACAACCUCAACAGCCACCACAGCCACCACAGCCGCUACAGCUCCAACAAACCGCUCAACCUGCACGUCCUCCACAGCAAACUACACAGCAAACUACACAGCAAACUACACAGCAAACUACACAGCCUCCACUAACUCUUCAGCUUCUGCAGCCUCUGCAGCCUCUGCAGCCUCCGCAGCCUCUGCAGCCUCCACAGCCUCCACGUGUCGAUAAUAAACAUCAGAUGGCAAAGAAGAGUACUUCUCCAUUUGUCCCUGGUGUGGGAGGCACUCAUGCUUCCAAAGUCAUGCAGUCUCUUUCCUCCAGUCCCAGUAAUCUGCCUGGUGCAAGAAUUUUAAAUACCCCAAACAGUGCAAGCACCACUUUCCCACAGGCGUAUCAGAGACUACUGCCCUCUCUUGCUCCUACUCCGUCUCCUCCUGUGGCCCACCCUAUGGCCACCAUCCCACAUCAGGCCUCAUAUCGUGCUCCAACGGACCGUAUCUUUUACAUGGCACACACGUGUCAGCCUGCCUGUCUGAAUCGUGUCCGACCAACAAAACCAGACCAGCACCGAGGAAAGAACCCCCUUCUCACACCAUUACUGUACGAUUUCAGACGCAUGACGGGACGACGCAAAGUCAAUCGCAAGAUGACGUUCCACGUGAUCUACAAGGCUCCGUGUGGGCUUUGCCUGCGUAACAUGCCAGAGAUCCAGCACUACCUCUUCCAGACACGCUGUGACUUUAUAUUCUUAGAAAUGUUCUGUCUAGACCCCUACGUGCUUGUGGAUCGGCCCUUCCAGCCACAGAGGCCCUUCUACUAUAUUCCAGACAUAACUCGAGGAAAGGAGGACAUCCCACUUUCCUGCGUCAAUGAGAUUGAUUCCACCCCACCCCCUAAAGUAGCCUACAGUAAAGAACGUAUUCCUGAGGAUGGAGUAUACAUCAACACAAGUGCAGAUUUCCUGGUUGGGUGUGAGUGCACUGACGGCUGUCGAGACAAGUCCAUGUGCUCUUGCCACCAGCUGACCCUUCAAGCGACAGGUUGUACACCAGGAGCACAGAUCAACGCAAACGCAGGAUAUUUGCACAAACGAUUAGAGGAGUGCCUGCCCACAGGGAUCUAUGAGUGUAAUAAGCGCUGCAAAUGUUCUCAGAUGUGCACCAACAAGCUGGUGCAGCACGGCCUGCAGGUGCGUCUCCAGCUCUUCAAGACCCAGAACAAAGGCUGGGGCAUCCGCUGCCUGGAUGAUGUGGCUAAGGGUUCUUUUGUAUGCAUCUAUGCUGGUAAAAUCUUGACAGACGACUUCGCUGACAAAGAAGGUCUAGAGAUGGGCGAUGAGUACUUUGCUAACCUGGAUCAUAUAGAGAGUGUGGAGAAUUUCAAGGAGGGUUAUGAGAGCGAGGCUCACUGUUCAGACAGCGAGGGCAGUGGUGUGGACAUGACGAGGAUAAAAAUCCAACCCUCUGCCUUAAUAUCAUCUAAUCCUGUGGGGCGACCGCCUAAGAAGGCUCAAAGCCCGAGCUCAUCGGGGGAGAGCAAUGACGACGAUGACAAAGACUCCAAGAGUGAAGAAAGUGACAGUUCAGAUGACACAUUUGUGAAGGAAAACUAUUUCAGCUCCAGCUCUGUGUGGAGGAGUUACACCACACGUGGUCAGGUUAAAGGCAACAAAGAAGGGAGUCAAGAUAGUAAAGAUGGAUUGAGUGCAUCGGCCAGAGGAAGUGAUUAUGAAAAGCCACCGUCCAUGCCAGAGGAGACAGGGAAAAGCAAAGUGGCUUCAUGGCUCACUAGCCAGGGACUGAAGAAGGAAUCUGGAGACAGCAAAAGUAAUGUGAAGUCAGAGACGGGGAAGAAGCAGGAUGUGAUGACGCUCUCUGACAGCGAUGAUGUUCAGACCAUCAGCUCUGGGUCUGAAGACAAUAAGGAGAAAGAGAAAGCCCCCCAGGGCGUGACUAAAAAGCAGGUAGCAGUGAAAUCCACACGUGGCAUCGCUCUGAAGACCAGUCAUGGCAUGAUGGUAAAAACAGGUCAGCCUGGAGGAGGGGGAGGGCAGGGGGGUCAGGGAGGUAAAGCAGGGCAGCAGGGACAGACUGGAGGAGGUGCAGACAACGCUCCCAGAAACACCCGUCUGUUCUUUGAUGGCGAGGAGUCGUGCUACAUCAUUGAUGCCAAGUUGGAAGGCAACCUUGGGCGUUACCUCAAUCACAGCUGUAGUCCUAACCUUUUCGUCCAGAAUGUGUUUGUGGACACACAUGACUUGCGGUUUCCCUGGGUGGCCUUCUUUGCCAGCAAGCGGAUCCGGGCUGGCACAGAGCUCACCUGGGACUACAACUAUGAGGUGGGCAGUGUGGAGGGCAAAGUGCUGCUGUGCUGCUGCGGAUCCACUGAAUGCAGAGGAAGACUACUGUGAACCGCUGGACUUCACUCCGUCGGCUCAGUCUAUAGGAAACUUAAAAGAGCCCCUUCGACACUGUAACUUUGUGUUUUUUUUUUUUUUAAGUUGAUCGAUGAAUUUUGUUACAGCUAUUUUGUUGCCGUUAUUUUAUAUGAAUGUGUUUUCCUGAUUUGUCCCAUUUUAUCCAUGAUGUGUUUCUUUAGGCUUCAUCUGAAUAAAAGUUCAUUUUCUUUAAUGA